Monopterus albus (swamp eel) is the source of this 5963-nucleotide messenger RNA. RefSeq names its product calcium channel, voltage-dependent, L type, alpha 1S subunit, b (gene cacna1sb). Gene Ontology annotation, cellular component: membrane; voltage-gated calcium channel complex. The transcript has 45 exons. The record is from RefSeq and is a predicted model, not a curated record. Gene Ontology annotation, biological process: calcium ion import across plasma membrane. Bases 1 to 5544 code for a protein of 1847 amino acids. Lineage: Eukaryota; Metazoa; Chordata; Actinopteri; Synbranchiformes; Synbranchidae. Gene Ontology annotation, molecular function: high voltage-gated calcium channel activity; calcium ion binding.
AUGGCGUCCAAAGAAGAGGCGACCAAGUCGGUCAUCAUGAAUGAAGAAGAGCUGAAAAGGAAGCAGAGAGAGAAGCUGAAGAAACUACAGGCCACAGGGGGAAACCCUCGACCAGCAAGAUCCCUCUUUCUCUUCACCCUCAGAAAUCCCUUUCGCAAGGCCUGCAUCAAUAUAGUGGAGUGGAAAACCUUUGAGAUCAUCAUCUUAUUGACCAUCUUUGCUAACUGUAUAGCUCUGGCUGUGUUCCUGCCUAUGCCUGAAGAAGACAGUAACAACACCAACGCAAGCUUAGAGAGUUUGGAAUAUAUCUUCCUGAUCAUCUUCACUUUAGAGUGCUUUCUGAAGAUAGUGGCUUAUGGGUUUGUGUUCCAUGAAGGCGCCUAUUUACGGAACUGUUGGAACAUAUUGGACUUUGUCAUUGUCUUCAUGGGUCUCUUCACCUUUGUUUUGGAUACUGUCAAUAAGAUAGCAGGCGCACCAACAGAGAAGGGCGGGGGGUUUGAUAUGAAGGCGCUGAGAGCCUUCAGAGUGCUGCGACCCCUACGACUCGUCUCUGGAGUCCCCAGCCUGCAGGUGGUGAUGAACUCCAUCCUCAAGGCCAUGCUGCCUCUGCUGCACAUUGCCCUGCUGGUCUUUUUACUGGUCACCAUCUAUGCCAUCAUGGGACUGGAGCUCUUCAAGUGCAAAAUGCAUAAGACCUGCUAUUACAAGAGCACAAAUAUCUAUGCCACAGCAGAGGGUGAACUGCCUGCUCCCUGUGCAGUGGCUGGUAAUGGACGGCGCUGCCUUAUUAAUGGCUCGGAGUGUCGGUCAGAGUGGGAAGGUCCCAACAAUGGCAUCACCCACUUUGAUAACAUUGGCUUUGCCAUGUUGACUGUCUACCAGUGCAUCACCAUGGAGGGAUGGACCAAAGUGCUCUACUGGGUUAAUGAUGCCAUAGGAAAUGAAUGGCCUUGGCUCUACUUUGUUCCCCUCAUUCUGGUGGGUUCCUUCUUUGUGCUAAAUCUGGUUCUGGGUGUGCUGAGUGGAGAGUUUACCAAAGAGCGAGAGAAGGCCAGGUCACGUGGUGAAUACCAGAAGUUGCGAGACCGUCAGCAACUGGAUGAAGACCUCCAUGGCUACAUGGAGUGGAUCACUCAUGCUGAAGUCUUGGAUGUCGACUUAGAGGGCAAAGGACUACUGCCUUUGACAAGUGGAGACUCUGACACAGACAGCCUGUUUGACCUGGAAGGGAAGAGUCGAGUCGUGUACUACUACCGCCUGGCUCGUCGUUGGAAUCGCUUCUUCAGGAUGAAGUGCCUUGUAUAUGUGAAAACCAACAGCUUUUACUGGGUAGUGAUGAUCCUCGUCUUCCUCAAUACCCUGACCAUAGCAACAGAGCACCAUCACCAGCCUGAGUGGCUCACUUCCCUACAAGAUGUCGCCAGUCGUGUUCUACUGGUGCUGUUUGUCAUAGAGAUGUUUGUGAAGAUGUAUGCUUUGGGUCCCAGAGCAUAUUUCAUGUCUCUGUUUAACCGUUUUGAUUUCUUCGUGGUGCUAUGCGGCAUCGUGGAGAUGAUCAUGAUGUCUGCAGGGACCGUGACUCCCCUGGGUUUUUCAGUACUCAGGUGUAUCCGGCUGCUGAGGAUCCUCAAAGUUACAAAGUACUGGACCUCUUUGAGUAAUCUUGUGGCCUCUCUCCUUAACUCUGUCCGCUCCAUCGCCUCCCUGCUCCUCCUCCUCUUCCUUUUCAUCGUCAUCUUCUCGCUCCUCGGCAUGCAGGUGUUUGGGGGAAAAUUCAACUUUUCCGACUACAGACCCAGACGCAGUAACUUUGACAACUUCCCUCAGGCCCUCAUCAGUGUGUUCCAGGUCCUAACAGGAGAAGAGUGGACCACCAUUAUGUACAAUGGCAUUAUGGCCUAUGGAGGUCCUGUCUUCCCUGGCAUCCUGGUCACCAUCUACUUCAUUGUCCUCUAUGUCUGUGGAAACUAUAUCCUCCUCAAUGUCUUCUUGGCCAUUGCUGUUGACAACCUGGCAGAGGCUGAGAGUCUCACUUCAGCUCAGAAAGAAAAGGCAGAGGAGAAGUUGAGAAAGAAGUUACUAAGGGCCAAAAUGCCUGACAAGACUGAUGAGGAGAGAGAGAGGAUAGCUAAGAAACUGGCAGAGCAGAGGGCCAAGACAGAGGGCAUACCCACUACAGCCAAGCUCAAAAUUGAUGAGUUUGAGUCCAAUGUCAAUGAAGUGAAAGAUCCAUUCCCACCUGCUGACUUUCCAGGUGAUGAUGAAGAGGAAGAGCCUGAGAUCCCUAUCAGUCCUCGGCCCCGACCGAUGGCUGACCUGCAGCUGAAGGAAGAAGCAGUUCCAUUGCCUGAAGCCAGCUCCUUUUUCAUCUUUGGUCCUCAGAACAAGUUCCGUAAGCUGUGCUACAAAAUCGUCAAUGCUUCGUCCUUUACCAACUUAAUCCUCCUGUUCAUCCUGCUCUCCUCCAUCUCCCUGGCAGCUGAGGACCCCAUUGAUCCCAAGUCCUAUAGGAACCAGAUCCUAGCCUAUGCUGACAUUGUCUUUACAACUGUGUUCACCAUUGAGAUUGCACUGAAGAUGACAGUUUAUGGAGCAUUCAUGCAUGAGGGCUCCUUCUGCCGAAACUCCUUCAACAUCCUAGAUCUGAUUGUGGUCGGUGUCUCCCUGUUGUCUAUGGGAAUGGAAUCCAGUGCCAUUUCUGUGGUGAAGAUUCUCAGGGUGUUGAGGGUGCUGAGGCCUCUCAGGGCUAUCAACCGAGCUAAAGGGUUAAAGCAUGUGGUCCAGUGCGUAUUUGUGGCCAUCAAAACCAUCGGCAACAUUGUCCUGGUCACUAUGCUACUGAAUUUCAUGUUUGCCUGUAUAGGAGUGCAACUCUUCAAGGGUAAACUCUUCAGCUGCACAGACUCGUCCAAAAUGACUGCAGAGGAAUGCCAGGGAUCCUACUUGAAGCACAUUGAGAAUUCUUUAGAAGACACAGUGGUGGCUAAGAGAGAUUGGUUCAACAAUGACUUCAACUUUGACAACGUGCUCAAUGGCAUGCUGGCUCUCUUCACAGUUUCAACAUUUGAAGGCUGGCCAACGCUGCUAUACAGAGCCAUUGAUUCAGGUGAAGAAGACAUGGGUCCUGUCUUCAAUAACCGCGUGGACGUGUCCAUCUUUUUCAUCAUCUACAUCAUCCUCAUCGCCUUCUUCAUGAUGAACAUCUUUGUGGGCUUUGUCAUUGUGACUUUUCAGGAGCAGGGUGAGGAAGAGUAUAAGAACUGUGAGCUGGACAAGAACCAGCGUCAGUGUGUGCAGUAUGCCCUGAAGGCUCGUCCUCUGAGGUGCUACAUCCCCAAAAACCCCUACCAGUACAGAGUCUGGUACAUAGUCACCUCUUGCUACUUUGAGUACCUCAUGUUCUUCCUCAUUAUGCUCAACUCCCUGUGUCUGGGGAUGCAGCACUGUAACCAGUCGGAACAUGUGACCAAGCUGUCAGACAAUCUGAACUUGACCUUUACUGUGCUCUUCACUGUGGAGAUGAUUCUCAAACUGAUGGCCUUCAAAGCUAGGGGCUACUUUGGAGACCCCUGGAACGUCUUUGACUUCAUUAUCGUUGUCGGUAGCAUUAUUGAUGUCAUCCUGAGUGAAGUCGAUAAUGCCCUGAAAGCCAGUGGUGGACUAUACUGUCUCCAUGGUUGUGCUGAAAGAAAUCCUAUGCAAGCGAUUGCGGAAGCUGAGAAUGCCUCCGUUUCCUUCACGUUCUUCCGACUCUUCCGUGUUAUGCGUCUGGUCAAACUGCUGACCCGUUCAGAGGGCAUCCGUAACCUACUGUGGACCUUCAUCAAGUCCUUCCAGGCUCUUCCUCAUGUGGCUCUGCUUAUUGUGAUGCUCUUCUUUAUCUACGCUGUCAUUGGGAUGCAGAUCUUUGGGAAGAUAGCUUUAGUGGACGGCACCCAAAUCAACCGCAACAACAACUUCCAGACAUUCCCUCAAGCUGUUCUGAUGUUAUUCCGAUGUGCGACUGGAGAGGCUUGGGAGGAGGUCAUGGUUGCUUCGAUGUACGGGAAGAAAUGUGACCCUAAGUCUGACUUCCUGCCAGGAGAGGAGUACACCUGUGGGUCCAACUUCGCGGUCUUCUACUUCCUCAGCUUCUACUGCCUCUGUGCCUUCCUGAUCCUCAACCUCUUUGUAGCUGUCAUUAUGGACAAUUUUGACUACCUGACUCGUGACUGGUCUCUCCUUGGGCCACACCAUCUGGACGAGUUUAAGAAGAUCUGGGCUGAAUAUGACCCUGAAGCCACGGGGAGAAUCAAACAUCUGGAUGUGGUGACACUGCUGCGACGCAUCCAGCCUCCACUGGGCUUUGGCAAGUUCUGUCCUCACCGUGCUGCAUGUAAGCGUUUGGUUGGUAUGAACAUGCCUCUUAACAGCGAUGGUACAGUCACCUUCAACGCCACCCUCUUCUCUCUGGUCAGGACUGCACUCAAGAUCAAAACAGAAGGUAACUUUGAGCAGGCCAAUGAGGAACUGAGAGCCAUUAUAAAGCAAAUCUGGAAACGCACCAGUAUGAAACUGUUAGACCAGGUCAUCCCCCCGAUAGGAGAUGAUGAGGUUACUGUGGGAAAAUUUUAUGCUACCUUCCUGCUCCAAGACUAUUUCCGCAAGUUCAUGAAGCGUCAGGAAGAGUACUACGGCUACCGGCCCACAAAGAAGAGUAAAUUAGGCCCAGAGAUCCAGGCUGGUCUGAGAACUAUAGAAGAAGAAGCGGCUCCAGAGAUGCACAGGGCCAUUUCAGGAGACCUGCAGAAUGAGGAAGAGAUGGACAGAGCUAUGGAGGAGGAGACUGGAGAAGAGCACAUUUACCAGCGUACACAUGGCCUGUUUGGGAACCGGGUGGAUCCAUUCUCCACUGAGCCCACAAGCGCUCAGUCUGCACACAUGACCAACCAGCGGCCCCUCCAGUUUUCCGAGAGUCAGCCUGAGUCUCUGCCAGACUCCUCUGCCUUGGUGCCCACUACCGAAACUUUCGCCAGCACUCCAAAAGACAACACAAACAACAACGCCUUUGCAGAAUUUUCAAUUGAAAAAGAGGGCAGUUCUCAAGACAGUGAGGAUGCAGUGCCAGACAACAGGCGCUAUUGGAACUUCACAGUGAGAACAGACAAGACACAGUUUCCUUAUGACCCUAACUAUGGUGACAGUCAGAGUCUGAGCUCCUAUACUGCAGCUAACCAGCUCGUCCAGGAGGCUCUAGUAGAGGGAGGUCUAGCUUCUCUGGCCAGAGACCCGAGCUUUGUCUCUGUGGCUAGGGAGGAGAUGGCAGAGGCCAUGCGCAUCCCCAUUACUGAUAUGGAGGGCGUGGUUCAGGAGAUCCUCAAUAAACGCUCCGGCAGAAUCACCUCUGGCAAAAAGAACCGUCCCAUUCCUGUGCCUCCUUCCGGCCCUGCUACGGCAGCACAACAAACGCGAAAGCCAGAUCCAGCUGUGAGGAGGAAGAGACGUCCAAUCCCCACAAUUCCCUCUGUGCAGGAGCCAACUGAGUCCAACUCCGAAGUUUAGAGGCUGUCACUUGAGUGCACGUGGGUAUCAUGACUUCUAAACUUGCAGGUGGUUCCACCUCGCCUCACUUUACCAAGCUCCCUGUGACAAUCUGCAUCUACUAGCCUGACUCGAGGCAUAGGGCAGGUUGGCUGAAGUUGAAUAUAUCAUCAUGUAUGGUUGAAACUUAAAACAAUAUAUCUGGUGAAAAAAACCUUCAGAUUUAUUGAAAAAUUAAAACUACCUUAUCUCAGAGUAAACAGACUGAUGCACUUCUUUCUUUGGAGCAUUUUUUUUAAGGUUAUCCAUUCCAUAGACUUAUGCAACAGCCACACGUGAGACAAUUGUCUUACUGAAGCCUGAUUGAGAGAGGGAGGAAAGUGAGGGAUGAGUGAAAUGUCUAUAAUGACUCAGCAAAUAGAAGGCGGCAGCGUUUUUUU